Molecule: messenger RNA, 2067 nt
Organism: Penicillium macrosclerotiorum
Lineage: Eukaryota; Fungi; Ascomycota; Eurotiomycetes; Eurotiales; Aspergillaceae
Product: putative C6 transcription factor
Exons: 1
Coding region: 1-2067 (688 amino acids)
Biological process (GO): positive regulation of transcription from RNA polymerase II promoter by galactose; DNA-templated transcription
Cellular component (GO): nucleus
Molecular function (GO): RNA polymerase II cis-regulatory region sequence-specific DNA binding; zinc ion binding; DNA-binding transcription factor activity, RNA polymerase II-specific
Source: RefSeq, a predicted model, not a curated record
AUGUUGCUAAGCGAACGAAUAAUUCCCUCGCCGCAGCGAGAAACCGCAAUGGACCGCUUACUGAACUCGCUUGAAGACCGUGGGAUGAAUUUGGAGCAACAGGUUCGAGACGAGAAAGAAGGAACCGCUCCCGUCCCCAAAGUAGCAAGACUCCUCCGUGAUGGGCAGGGGAAGUUCAUGUAUAUUGGUGACUCGGCGAGCUUGUCAUUCCUGCAGAGUGUUCGUCGAGUAGUAUCCUCAUCAAUCGGUCGAUGCGAGUUCACCGAAGACAACUCUCGUCACUCCAUGCUGGAGGCUUUUCAGAAUAACUCCAGCAACCACCCGGGUUCUCUCAUCCCACCACCCAGUAACGAAGAAGCCCAGCGGCUUUCUCGUCAGUAUGUCCUUGCGACUAGCCCAUUGCUCGAUCUUUUCGAUCUUGAGGAAUUCCAUCCCCGCCUUGCCAAUUGGGUCAGCAACCCAUCUGGCGAUGAAGACACUGUCAGCUCCAUUUUCUACCUCGUCCUCGCAAUUGGAGCCCAGGUCUCCAAUAUAAACCAGAGCCUAGCAGAACAGUACUUUAGCAGUGGACGCCAAUUGGCAUUCUCUGCUUUCCAAGAAACCCCCAGCAUUCAUACCAUCCAGUCUUAUAUCCUUGUCUCGAUGUACAUGUUGGGCGCAUGUCGACGUAACGGCGCAUUCAUGAACUUGGGAAUUGCUUUGCGAGCAGCUUAUGCAGUUGGCAUUCAUCGAAAAGAUGCCAAUGCACUCUUUUGUGGCCGUGAACGGAGAGCGAGGGAACGCGUCUGGAAGAGCCUUCGCAUGAUGGAUCUGUUCCUCAGUGCCUCGUUGGGGCGCCCACCAGCAACGUCAGAUUAUGAUUAUGAUAUACGUGACGAAACUUUCGCCUCUGAAGAACAACAGCGGAACCUUACCUCUGAUCAGCAGCUCUCAGUGGCAGUGGUUUCCUUAUGUCGGAUAUUCGAACGCAUCUUAACAGAUGUCUACAUGAAACAAGUCAUUUCGAUUAACGUUGCCGAGGAAAUAUCCAAUCAGCAUCGUGAUUGGGUCCGCACGUUGCCCACAGUUCUCAAAAUGCAGACUGAAAGGCUUGACAACAAACCCAUGGAAGACAGCCUAGCUGCAGCCCAUGUCUUCGGGUCCUAUUACUGGUCCAUUAUCCUCCUCACGCGGCCAUUCCUCGUUUAUCGCGUAGCUCGGCAUGUGAAAAGCAAAGCCGACGCAUCGGCUUCUUCCGAAACCCGGAAUGGAAGUUCUCGAAUCUCUCUUUUCGCCGAUGCAUGUGUUUAUUCUGCGCUGCGCGGGCUGGAUGUGGUCGAUGAUCUCACUCGAUUCGCAUCGCUUCCUCGCCGGCUACCUUUCCUCAUUAAUUCGGUCUUCAAUUCAGCUGUUGUUCUUGGCGCGGCAUUCUUCGCCGAUUACGACAAUAUGUUACCCCUAGAGGAAGGGCUAAACAAAGCAGAACGCUUUCUGGGGCUAUUUGUCCCGCAUGAUCCUCAUGCAUGCCGCUUCUUCCAGAUCAUAAAGUACCUUCGUGCUGCAGUGGCCGAAUAUGUCCAGCGACGUAAUCGCCAGUGGAUGGAACGUCGAAGCAAACAAGUCGACCAACUUUUCGGCCAAGUUGGUGGCGGCAACGACCCUGCGGCCUCAAAUAUCUCGCGUCCAAUUCAUGAGAUUAUCACUCCCAGUCAACAAGGCGAGACGCAACAUUCACCUGUCGUGCCCUCUCCCACAUCGUCCAGUAAAGUGGCCGGGACCACGCCGUCGUCUCUAUUUGCCUCGCAGCCUACAGGAUCGGCUGGACCUCAACCACCGGGUAGUGAUAUGUGGGAUGCCCUCUACAAUGGACCGGAUGGAGGAGCCGCGGCUCUAUCUUAUGAUGCGGCAAUUUCUGCUCUCACCACUUCUGGGAUUCCUGUUGGCUGCUCUCCGGGUGGCACCAUUCCAUCUGGACAACCUGCACUUUCAGGCGGACCAUCUCCUCUCUCCGAUGUGAUGUUUCCUGAAAAUGGUUUAUUGUACAUGGCCGAGGACCUGCCGGUGUUUGGUAUUUGGGACGAGCCCUAG